AUGUGGCUGCCUCUGCUGCUGGGAGUCUUGGUCUGGGCAGCGCUGUGGUUGUUCAGGGACCGACAGAGCCUGCCUGCCAGCGAUGCUUUCAUCUUCAUCACCGGCUGUGACUCAGGCUUCGGGCGGCUUCUGGCACUGAGACUGGACCAGAGAGGCUUCCGAGUCCUGGCCAGCUGCCUGACCCCCUCAGGGGCAGAGGACCUACAGCGUGUGGCCUCCUCUCGCCUCCACACCACCCUGCUUGAUGUCACUGAGCCCCAGAGUGUCCAGCGGGCAGCCAAGUGGGUGGAAACACAUGUUGGUGAAGCAGGGCUUUUUGGUCUGGUGAAUAAUGCUGGUGUGGCUGGUAUCAUUGGGCCCACGCCGUGGCUCACACGAGAUGAUUUCCAUCGGGUGCUGAGUGUGAAUACGCUGGGUCCCAUUGGGGUCACCCUUGCCCUGCUCCCCCUGCUCCAGCAGGCCAGGGGCCGGGUGGUCAACAUCACCAGUGUUCUGGGUCGCCUGGCAGCCAAUGGUGGGGGCUAUUGUGUCUCCAAGUUUGGCCUGGAGGCCUUCUCUGACAGCCUGAGGCGGGAUGUGGCUCCUUUUGGUGUCCGAGUCUCCAUUGUGGAGCCUGGCUUCUUCCAAACCCCUGUGACAAACCUGGAGAGUUUGGAGAACACGCUGCAGGAGUGCUGGGCACGGCUACCUCCUGACACACAGGCCCACUACGGGGAGGCCUUCCUCACCAAGUACUUUAAAAUGCAGCGGCGCAUCAUGAGCCUGAUCUGUGACCCAGACCUGACCAAGGUGAGCAGGUGCCUGGAGCAUGCCCUGACUGCUCGUCACCCCAGAACCCGUUACAGCCCAGGCUGGGAUGCCAAGCUGCUCUGGCUGCCGGCCUCCUACUUGCCAGCCAGCCUGGUGGAUGCUGUGCUCACCUGGGUCGUUCCCAAGCCUGCCCAGGCAGUCUGCUGA
Puma concolor (puma) is the source of this 957-nucleotide messenger RNA. RefSeq names its product retinol dehydrogenase 5 (gene RDH5). Lineage: Eukaryota; Metazoa; Chordata; Mammalia; Carnivora; Felidae. Gene Ontology annotation, molecular function: all-trans-retinol dehydrogenase (NAD+) activity. Gene Ontology annotation, biological process: retinoid metabolic process; steroid metabolic process. Gene Ontology annotation, cellular component: intracellular membrane-bounded organelle. The record is from RefSeq and is a predicted model, not a curated record.